Molecule: messenger RNA, 1704 nt
Organism: Centropristis striata (black sea bass)
Lineage: Eukaryota; Metazoa; Chordata; Actinopteri; Perciformes; Serranidae
Exons: 13
Coding region: 1-1302 (433 amino acids)
Source: RefSeq, a predicted model, not a curated record
AUGGCCAAGCUCCACAUCCCUCUGCCGACCUCACCCUCCUGCUCCCCUUACCAGCCUGGACAGGUGCGUCUGCCCCCCUCUGACUUCCGUCCAGGCCGCGGUACGGGUCGUCGCCAUCGCAUGCUGCUGUGGGAGAAGUCCACAUUUACUGGCCGAUUCCGGAAGUUGGUCAUCCCAGCAGAGUCACCCGACAAGAAGUUCGUCCUGCUUGUUGGUGACUCCCACCUUCGGGCCAUCGCCGACGGGUUUGUGAGGAUGCCAGACCAACUGCUGUCCUUUGGCGUCCUGUCCGUCCCUGGGGCGUCGGCAGUUGAGUUGCGUACUGAGGUACUGAAUGCUGUGCUGCCUCGCUCACCCGAGGCAGUCUGCAUUUUAGCACCCAGUAACGACUUGACUGCCAGCAGGACCAUCACUGAGGCAGGGGUCGCGUUUGGUAAGCUCCUGCUGACUGCCUGUGCUAUCUGGCCCAACGUCUGUGUUCUGGACUUCCCUCCCCGUCUGACCGUGGAGCUGGCCCUGCAGGACCUUCUGCGCCAGGAGUACCACCGUGUGGCUGCACGUAUGGGUGUCAGGUACGUCUCUGCCACCGACCGCUUUCCGCUGACACAACUUGACCUGUGGUGUCCUGACGGUGUCCACCUCAGUGACGACGGGAUGGUGAGGCUUGCGGAGUUGCUGCGGUGGGCCCCUUACCAGCAGCUGCUGGAGUCCACAGUCCCGAGGGCCCAGACACCUCCCAGGACGCCGCCUCCUGCCAGACGUGUCUCACCAAAAGUGGUUGUGAAGGGCGUGGUCACCGCGCCACGUCCAUCCAGCCCUUUUGAGUGGACAUGUGUUGGGCAGACCAAGAAGAUGGACCAGCCAGCGGAGCCUGCACAGCAUGUGGACGUGGGGGUGCAUCCAAUCCCGCUAAAUCCUGUGUGGUUUAGUCCGGCGAUCUUGGAUGUGAUGGAGAAGGCCGUUCCAGCCCACCUUCCCAGUGCUGUGGAGUGCGCAGCUCGUCCGGACGGCAGGAAGAAGUCGACCGUGGAGCGCCAGGAGAGACGUGAUGCCUCCAAGAGGACACCGCAGAAGCAGCAGGUGGAGGCACCGCCCGUGGAGGAGUCCUCCAAGCCAGCGCCUCGCAGUCCUAGGAGAGCGGUGGUGACUGAGGAGCCUGGUGCGUCUGGCCCUGCCCAGCCACAGGAGUCCACCUUCCAGGAACGUCCCAGCCAGGAUCCUGCCGUCGGUCCGAGCCAUCGCACUCAAUCGGUGAGGGCGUCGCAUUCCCAGAAGGAUAAGAGGGCAGAGACCGGAAGCUGAAGCACCAAGAGGCUAGGACUAGCCUGCGUGCCAACGUAAUGGGCGGGCUGAGUCUAAACCAUGGUGCUGCCCCAACAGUUUUUGCCCAAUCAGAAAGUUGCACAUUCAUAUUAUAAAACUCUGUGUAAAAGUAAGUUAGGCAUCCUUUUCUGGGAGGUGGUUACAACUAACCUGUGAUUUCUGAACAGAGAUGGUCGAUGUACAUCAUUUACUCUUUCAUUAUUGUCUUAAAUAAAUAGUCAAAAGGAUUUUACUCUCCUCUCAUCUGUUCUGCAAAAAAACGAACUCUAACAGUGUGCAUGAACUCUUCAAGAAAACAAACACAAUCCUCUAUCAAGUAUGUCAUCACAAUCAUCCGGCAGUAGUCCCGUGGCACUCCAAAAUUUCCCUGGAAUUUUGUUU